AUGCCCUCUCCAACCAACCCAUUCGGACAGUCCCCAAUCCCAUGUUGGUACCCCUCCCCCAAACCACCAGCCAACGUAUACGACACCCCCAUCACCAUAAUCGUCGGCCACCCCGGUUCCGAAAAGACCUACCACAUCUACCGCAGCCUCCUCUGCCACCGCUCACGCUACUUCGACCGUCUGCUAAACGGCCCCUUUGCAGAAUCCGGUGCAAACACGCUGCGUCUUAAACACGUGAAUAGUGCUACAUUUCAGGUUUUCUACGAUUGGAUAAACACUGGUGUUGUUGAUUUUACAACUUCCAUAGCACGCACACUCACUGAUAGACCCACAGACGGAGCAGACGCAGACGCAGACGCAGCAACACCCCUCCUCAUCCUCUCCGCCUACACAUUCUCAACCUACCACCUCAUCCCCCUUUUCUCCACCGCCCUCCUCGACGUCUUCUACACCCACACCAUGCAAACCCAGCGCCUGCACGCAUGUCUGAUACCGGUGCUGUAUAAAUACACUACCGAGGGCGAUGCGAUGAGGCGGCUUUUUGUUGAUCUGUGGAUUGAAAGUAGGGGCGCUGAGGGGGUGGGGAAGAAGGUGUUGGAGACGUUGGAGGGGGAGUUUUUCGUGGAUUGGGUGGUGGGGUGUAGGGAGAGGGGAUUGGUGUUGGGGGGGAAGGGGUGGGAGGAGAGGAUGAGGAGGGUGAGGAGAGGGGGGUUUUGUGCGAGGUAUCAUCGGCAUGGUUAG
Molecule: messenger RNA, 741 nt
Organism: Pyrenophora tritici-repentis Pt-1C-BFP
Lineage: Eukaryota; Fungi; Ascomycota; Dothideomycetes; Pleosporales; Pleosporaceae
Source: RefSeq, a predicted model, not a curated record